AUACUCCACAGGUGACACCCUUUGGAGUAUUUAACUAGUCCCUGUAAUUGGCCCCCUUGACAGGAAGGCCGUACAUCUAAGUUAGACAUGUAACUCUCAGACCAGAGUUGAUUAAAUCAGACGCAGCGAAAAACACAGAACUGAAGAAACGGAAGUAGCUGGUGAAAAAAUGUACACACAGAAAAGGGAAGUAGUAGCAACUGCAAAUUGAAUCAACCUUCCUUUCGAGAAAUUAACGCCUGCAACCACAAACUAGAAUAACCCGAUUCUGUUAACCACUCCCCUCCUGAAAGACUAAGCACAGACAGCAGGGAAGCUGCGAUGUCUUGCUGGAGGAGCAAAGGGACCAUGAAGACGAGCAGUAACAUGAUUAAGUUUCACAACAAUGAAUUCUAUACGGCUAUUAUGGAUGAAGAUGUGGGACGUAUUGAGGAUAUGUCAAAAAAGCACAGGACCAACCUUCCCAUCCAGGUACAAGUCGGUGAACCUGGGAACAUUUUCUGGAAGGGCCUCCCCCUUCAUCUGGCUGCCUCUUACAGAAGACUAAAGAGCAUGCAGAACCUGCUGUCAUUAGGAGCAGACCCUGACAUGAGGGACCAGCUCGGUCGAACCACAGUUCACCAGGUGAUAACCAGUUGGCCGCGUACCUCGACUCCUUGGACAAAACCCGAUUCCAACUUCCAGAAUGCUGUGAUCGGCGCGCACAGAAAGGCAGAGGCCUGUCUACAGCUCCUCUGUGAGCAUGGUGUGAACGUCAAUGCAGAGGUAGAGAGGGAGAGUCAGGAGACGGCUCUCCACCUAUCAGUACGCUACGCUGCUCUGUCUGCAGUCCAAACUCUCGCCAGUUAUGGUGCUGAGGUCGAUGCCGUGAACAGCAGCGGGAUGACGCCCUUGCAUAUGGCCGCAGGGAUCCUUCAUAAGGACAUUCUUGUUAACUUGAUCAGACAGGGAGCAGAUAUCAACAGGGGGGUGAAGCACACAGGAAACACAGCUUUACACCUAGCUGCUGUGGCAACGGCCAUAAAGAGCGCUAAAACCCUGGAUGACGAUCUCAACUGCAUUUCCGAGCUGCUGGAGCACGGGGCCAAGACCGACGCAGAGAACAAGGCCGGACUUACACCUUUACAGGAGGCGUGCUGCAUGGGCAACGAGGAGCUGGUGGACCUGCUGCUCAGGUACGGAGCAGACAUCCACAAGCUGAGCCGAGCAGGGGAGAACUGUCUGUUUCUGUUCCUGAACCACAGGACCAACGUAAACAACAGCUCCAUGCUGGGGAAACUAGUCAACCUGACAUCCCCGCUCACCGUCUACAACCAAAACGGUCUCCUUCCCUCAACCUUGACAUUACCGUGUUUCUACAAGCAGAGAGAACAGCUACUGAAACUCAUUCAGCAACCAAGAAGGCUUCAGGAUAUUUGUAAGAGUUAUAUUUAUUUAAAACAUGUACAAGGCAAGAAAGGGGAACUGACAAAAAUGCUGCCCGAGAGGCUGUGUGACUUUGUCUUCAACUCCUGGGAGAACGUACAGGACAUCUCCUUUGUGACUGAUGACGGACUCGUUAAAUAACAGAUUGAUAUCACUCAAACUUGACAGCUGUGUGUCACUGCGACUUACAGGUGACUGCAAACGAUGCAUUAAGCUAGAAAGACAAUUUAAAUCUAAUAACAACACAUAUGAACAGAUGCCUGUCAAUGAAAACCAUGAAAGCAUCUCACCUUCAGGUCUCUGUGCAUGAUUCCUCUGGAGUGAAUAUACUCCACCCCUUCAAGUAUGUUCCUCAACAGGCUGAGGGUUUGCUCAGUAUCCACACAUCCAUACGGACCUGUCAUAGAAGCCAUGGGUCAAAACAAGGACAUUAAACAAGUGAGACCUUCACAGAACGACUGAGGUCACUACUCCAGCAGGACUCAUGUCUAAUUCAUAUUUGCCCGUUACUUCUCUCAUAGGAAGAAAUGUCAUUAAUGGAGCCAUUUGUUAAUAUACCGUGAGGAUUUUUUCUUGUGCAUUUUAUAAACUUUUUCUCGAGGACAAAUCUACAAAAGGUUUAACCAGCUUAUUACAGUGCGGAUUUUACCAGCUGCUAGUCAAAGCAUUUGCUUGACCACUAUCAUUAUUUGAUUUCAUAUUGAUGACAUGUUAAUGGAUAGUUUUUGCACGUGUGUUCUUUGGGAAUAUAGACAGGAGAGCCGUUGAAUCAGAAGUGAUCAAUUGAGUUAAACUGUUGAGAUUUGCUCCAAUAGGGGCAGGUUCCCCCAUUUUACGACUGUGUAUUACUGCUUUUCGCUAAGCAAUAUUUAAUUGUGUGCUUUUAAAUAAAUAAAAUCUGUAUUGGAACAAUA
Molecule: messenger RNA, 2339 nt
Organism: Hippoglossus stenolepis (Pacific halibut)
Lineage: Eukaryota; Metazoa; Chordata; Actinopteri; Pleuronectiformes; Pleuronectidae
Product: ankyrin repeat domain-containing protein 61
Exons: 5
Coding region: 322-1566 (414 amino acids)
Biological process (GO): positive regulation of transcription by RNA polymerase II; RNA processing
Cellular component (GO): nucleus
Molecular function (GO): RNA binding; RNA nuclease activity; protein binding
Source: RefSeq, a predicted model, not a curated record